AUGUCAGAACCCUUCGCUCUGGACGAGGAGCUCAACAACCUCCAGACAGACUCGAUCCACAUCCCAAACGAAAUUCCCAUCGAAGGAGAGAACCCAAAAACACUCGACCAAAUCCUCAAUGGCAUCGUUGACACUCUCCAAGACUCAUCAUACAGCAUCACUGAUGGCACCACAUUCGACCAAAUCAGAAGUUUCAUCAAGCACUUUAACACGCUAAAAAAGAGCACAGCGACCAAAGUCUGGGAUAUUGUCCUCUCAGGAUUCAACUCGGAGAUUGUUGCAACGGCGCACGAUCUCGAAGCAAAUGACCAAGAUGAAUAUAUGGAGCAUAGGUUUCCACUGGAGACAUACGGAUUCCUGAUUAUGUGGAUUAUCAGUUUGACGGAACAAAAGGCAACAUCCCGAGCAGUACAGUCAGAAAAGGCAGCAGGAAAGGCCACUCGCGUCAAGGGAUCACGGACAAAGGGCGGCGCAGAUGUAGAAGAAGGAGUGACAGCAUGGAUUCCAGAGAAGCAGAGAGCAAUGGUCUUGAUGGCUAGCGUUUUGGAUUUGCACCUCUCCAAGAUUUGGACUGCAACACACGAGAAAGAGACCUUUGUCAGUUUGUUCUACAAGCCCGCAUACCAACUCUUGGAGAACAAGGAUAAUGUCAGAAUCGUGGUCCUCAAGAAACUCACCUACCGUGUCCUUUGCCUUUGCAUCAAGCGCCAUAACCACGAAUUCGGUGCCAAAACGACUAUUUUGCAGAACCUUCAGUACUGGGAGCACACACCAGAGCCAAUGGCGGAACUACUGGAGAUGUUGAGCAGCGAGUACGACUUUCCACAAUUGGUGGACAGUAUCUUGAGAGACGUCGCCUCAAAAGAGUUCGACGAGUCUAUCAAGGAUCCCACUGCUCCUCGAGCCUACUCGAAGUUCCUGGUGAAGCUUUCCGAAAUUGCCCCCAAGUUGGUCUUGAAACAGAUGGGUCUUUUGAUCCAACACUUGGAUGGAGAGAACUACUUGAUGCGCCAAGCGAUUGUGGAGAUCAUUGGAAACCUCAUUGCCUACCUGUCAGAGCUCGAGCAGACGGAGCAGGUCAAGAACCAGAUCGACGGAUUCUUUGACGUUCUGGAGGAGCGCAUCAUGGACAACAACUCAUACGUGCGCAACAAGCUACUCCUGAUCAUCGCUUCUCUGUGCGACUUGCGCUCAAAGUUCCCCAAGCGCCGCCAACGUUUGACAGAGCUGGUUAUUGGACGACUUUCGGACAAGAGUUUCUUUGCCCGCAAGCAGGCAAUCAAGACCCUGGUCCGCUUGAUUGAGAAACAUCCUUAUUCCAUGCAUGGAGGGGAGCUGGACUUGGAAGGGUGGGAAAUCCGUUACACAGAGGUCACUGACGAUUUGAAGGCUAUGGUGACGCAGCCUGCCAGGAGACGAGCUGCUUUGCGAGCAUCCGCUGGUGGGGAAGGCGACAUGGAAGUUGACAAGGCUGAAUCAGAGGCAGGGCCAGAGGAUGAUGCUGAGGAUAUUGCGGUUCCAACUGACGAGGAGUUGUUGGAACUCCAGGCAUCCAAGGAGUACAUUACCAAGACACUCCAGCAGCGUUACUAUGCCGAUGCCAUUCGCUUCAUUCAUCUGAUCCACCGUGGAGUACCAGUGAUGUGCGAGCUGUUGGCCUCGACCAUGAAGCAGGAAGUGAUCGAAGCCAUGGAGUUUUUCGUGGCCAUUCAUCGAUACAAAGUGCGAUCCGCAUCUGAGGGAAUUCGCAAGAUGGUGCAUCUUGUCUGGAUGAAGGACAAUAACGACGAGGCUAAAGGUGUCCGCACCCGUCUGGUUGAGUGUUACUGGCAGAUUUACCUCGCACCCGAUGAGUCGUUGACAGCGAAGGAGAACACUGCCGUCAUUGCCAGGAACCUUGUCAGUUUGACGUAUGACAGCACAUUGGCGGAGUUGACCUCGCUGGAGCAGCUUCUCACUGUUAUUGUCGCGGAUUCGAUCGCCAAUAGCAACAACAACAGUGAGGAUCAUAUUUCCAUCUCGGACGAAGUUGUCGAGAAACUCUGGCAGGUCUACAGCCAUCACAAGGAUAUCCCCAACCAGCAGCGACGCGGAGCCAUCAUCAUUUUGGGUAUGCUUGCCAAGGCCAAGCCCGACAUUGUGGCCAACAAGAUUGAAACUAUUCUUAGGAUCGGAUUAGGCAAGCACGGAAGAGCCGACCUCGCCUUGGCCCGCUACUCUUGUAUCGCUUUGCAGCGCAUUGCUGGCGAGAAGAAGAAGCAGAAGGGCGUGAUAGCACAGGAUACCGUCCGUCUGCCAAUGGACCACGCCAUUUUCCUCCGACUUCGCAACCUGAUUGACACUCCUACCACCUCCAAGCACUGGUUUUCCGUUGCAGAGCAGGUGAUAAAUUCCAUCUACUUGUUGGGCGAACAUCCAGACUCUUUGUGUGGAGACAUCAUCAAGACACGGUGCAAAUAUAUCUUCAACCUUCAAGAGUCCAGUAGUUCCCCGGAUACCAUGUCGAUUGAUGUUCCAUCUACUCCUCUUCCUGACGACUCGACGAUAAACCCAGAGAAUGCAUUCAAGGUUGACUCGUGGCAACUCAGUCAGCUCCUCUUCAUUGUUGGCCAUAUUGCCAUGAAGCAUAUUGUCCACAUGGAGGUUAUCGAGGAGGAGUUCAAGCGACGGAAGGCGGGAGUAGGAAGUGACGGAAAGAAGGACAAGGACGCCGCCGAAGAUGAGCUGGAUCAGGUCGUUGGAACCACCGAGGACGAGUUUGGCGAUGCUAUGGCACACAUUCGUGAGAGGGAGCUGCUCUUUGGCGAGGACAGUUUGCUUCAAGUCUUUGGCCCGCUGAUCAUCACUAUUUGCGGUAACAACACCCUCUACUCCGACAAGACCCUGCAGAGCUCAGCUACGUUGGCGCUGUGCAAGUUGAUGUGCAUUUCGGCAGAGUUCUGUGAGCACAACCUCCAACUCCUCUUCACCAUCUUGGAGAAAUCCACGCAGCCUGCCAUUCGCUCCAAUAUCAUCAUCGCUCUCGGAGACAUGGCCGUCUGCUUCAACAACCUCAUCGACGCCAACAUCAACUACCUCUAUAAGCGCCUCUCGGACUCGGACAAGGCCGUCAAGAAGAACACGUUGAUGGUGCUGACUCACUUGAUUCUUAACGGAAUGGUCAAGGUCAAGGGCCAAUUGGGAGAGAUGGCGAUCUGCCUGACAGACGAGGACAAUCGUAUCAGUGACUUAGCGCGCCUGUUCUUUACAGAGUUGACCAGCAAGGACAACGCGGUGUACAACAACAUGCCGGAUAUCAUCAGUCAUAUGUCGAACACCCAGAUUGCUGAGGACUCCUACCGGAAGAUUAUGAAGUUCUUGUUUGAGCUAAUCAAGGAGAAGAACAUGGACUCGAUGAUCGAGAAGCUGUGCCAGCGAUUCAAGAACACGGACCAGCCUCGUGGAUGGCGCGAUAUCGCGUUCUGUCUGUCGAUGUUGCCCUUUAAGACCGAGAAGAGUUUCAAGAGGCUCCUGGAAGGAUUCCCUCAUUACCAGGACAAGGUCUACGAGGAGCAGGUCUUCAAGUGUCUCACCGACAUUGUCACUAAGGGACGUCAAAUCAAACCACCCAAGCCUGAGCUCAAGCCUAUCAUUGACGAGUUUGAGAGCAAGCUGCAGGAGUACAAGGCUAAGGGAGACGAGGUGCAGGACACUGAGUUCAAGGCGAUUAAUGCCGUCAAGAAGGGCUCACGUAAGGGAGGCCGCAGGGCUCUUAGCACUCUUGUUGGAUUGAAGAUCAGGAAUGCCUCCGUGGCGACAGCGGAAGUUGCCGAGGAGAAGCGGGUGACACGCAGAUCUAGACGAGGAGCUGAUCAGGACGAGGACGGCGAUGACAUUAAGGAGGAAGAGGAGAAUGAACCCCGCCGUCCCAAGACAAGGAACGCAAAGGACGGUGACCAGGACGACGAAGUUGACGAUGAGGAAGACGCUGAGAUGGAGGAGGGUAUGGAGAAACUGACUGUACGGAAUGCUCAAACCAACUCUCGACGCGACCAAGGUCGAAGUGGAAGAGUAGGAGCCAAGGAUCGCGUUGACGAGGAUGGUGACACGGUCAUGGAUGAGACCCGCAAAGCGUUCCAUCUAGGGGGAGAUGAAGAGGAAAAGGAGGAGGAAGAGGAAGAACUCCAGCCACCAGUCCGUAGACGCGGAAGGGGUGCCAACCGGGAAUCGUCCGCUGAGCCUGCCCCUGCUCGCAAGGCGACCAAACCGCCUGCAAAGGCCGCCAAGGCCAAGGCACCAGCUCCCAAGGCAUCUGGUGGUCGUAAGAGCAAGAUGUCGUCACAAAAGAAGGGCAAGUCGAGAAAGACGUGGUCUGACGAGGACGAGAGUGGGGAGGACGAGGAGGUCUUUCACACGGGCGAUGAAGAUGAAGAUGAAGAUGAUGAUGAGGAAGAGAGCGAGGAAGAGGUGUCGACACGGAAACGCAAACCUGCGACCAAGUCAGCGGCCAAGGCGACAAAGAAGACAGCUGUGCGAGAUGCGAGCGAGGAACCAGAGGCGACGCCUCCACCUCCACCUGCUGGGCGAGCCAGACGGGCAGCCGCGACCAGAGCACGUCGCAUUAUCGAGUCCGACUCCGAGGAAGAGGAAGAGGAGGAGGACUCUGAAUAG
Molecule: messenger RNA, 4650 nt
Organism: Linnemannia hyalina
Lineage: Eukaryota; Fungi; Mortierellomycota; Mortierellomycetes; Mortierellales; Mortierellaceae
Source: the annotation of a GenBank genome assembly